Molecule: messenger RNA, 6519 nt
Organism: Neocloeon triangulifer
Lineage: Eukaryota; Metazoa; Arthropoda; Insecta; Ephemeroptera; Baetidae
Gene: Ndae1
Product: electrogenic sodium bicarbonate cotransporter 1
Exons: 22
Coding region: 366-4217 (1283 amino acids)
Biological process (GO): bicarbonate transport; transmembrane transport; regulation of intracellular pH
Cellular component (GO): plasma membrane
Molecular function (GO): sodium:bicarbonate symporter activity; monoatomic anion transmembrane transporter activity; solute:inorganic anion antiporter activity
Source: RefSeq, a predicted model, not a curated record
GGCGAUCCGGUGUUGUCGGUCGGGCAGCGCGCUUUCCAGCCAUCCUUCCUUUCGCUCACCGGCGUCUGCCGCGUUCGGUUCGCUCCGAGAAGAAAAACGCUUUCCCGCGCCAGCCACCAAAAGAAAGUCCAGCAGUGCUUUUUUCUUCCUUUUUCACCAACACCGGAUUUAACGAGACUGGACGAACCCGUUCUCGGACUUUGGAAUUAAAAUCUGUUCCCACCGAAAAGCAGAAGGAAGAGGAGUCGCGCGUGAGCGACCACCGUACAAUCAGCUGUUCUCUCCGCCGAGUAAAAAAAUUAUAACAAUUUCUUCAGGAAAAAAUAGUGCAAUUUGGAAUUUGUUUUUGAACGGUUUUCAAAAGGAUGGCGCCCACACCGGCGGAAAGAAGGCCGUGGGUAAUGGAUACCGCACCAGGGGACGACGAGGCCCCCAAGGACCCAGGGGCCCUUCAAACCCACCAUUUGGGAUACACGGAAAAGGAUUUUGAGGGUCACCGAGCGCACACAGUCUACGUGGGGGUGCACCUGCCCGGUCAAGGUUACCGUCGCCGCUCGCACCACCGAAAACACAAGCACCACCACAAGUCCAGCAAGGACAGCGCCGACGAGGAUGACAGGCCUGUCACUCCUCCAGCACAGCGCGUGCAAUUCAUCCUGGGCGAGGACGGCGAGGAUGGCGCCGGUCACGAAACGCACCCUCUCUUCUCGGAGAUGGGUGAGCUGGUCCGCGACGGCGACGAAUUUGAGUGGAAGGAGACUGCUCGUUGGAUCAAGUUCGAGGAGGACGUGGAAGAGGGUGGCAACCGGUGGUCGAAACCACACGUGGCCACCCUGUCGCUUCACUCGUUAUUCGAGCUGAGGGCGAUGCUUUCCAGCGGCACCGUCAUGCUUGACAUGGAGGCGAGCAACCUGGAGCAGGUGGCCGACCUUUGCAUGGAUGCCAUGGCCUCUGGUGGACACCUCUUGGAGGAUCAGAAAGAGAAGGUAAAAGACGCCCUACUGCGCAAACACCGACAUCAGCACCAGAGGCGCAAGGAAGCAAGUUCCUCCAACAUGGCCCGCCUGCCAAUCAUCCGAUCGCUGGCGGAAAUCGGUCGCAAUCAUUCCUCCUCCAAAAUGGACCGGCGGCGCAGCAGCACAACCAGCGCGCAGGACGCGUUUGUCAUCGACGACGGCACAGUGGUGCCCGUGACGCCCAUGUCCAUGCUGGUGCAGCAGUCCAUGAUGGCGAUGGCCGCGCCCCAGGUGCACAGCGUGGACGGCGACCUCGUCCUGCAGCCGCCCAAGAUUGUUCACCAGUACAGCAGACACCUGUCGCUGCCCGCCGGUGCCGGCGCUGCCAGUGUGCCUCAAGAGGGCAUGGAGCACAGCCCCUCGUCCAGCUCCAUCCCGCGAAAUUACAGUGCCAACGGACUCACCGAGAGCUCCACCAACGGCGAUCUGACGCAGCACAAGACAAACAUAAAUUUCAUGCGCAAAAUCCCCCAAGGCGCUGAAGCCUCGAACGUGCUGGUUGGCGAGGUGGACUUCUUGGAAAAACCCCUUUCCGCCUUCAUCCGUCUGUCGCAGGCCACCUUCAUGGGCGACCUCACCGAAGUCCCCGUCCCCACCAGGUUCAUUUUCAUCCUUCUAGGUCCUGUGGGUGGCAGCGCCCGUUUCCACGAGGUGGGUCGUUCAAUGGCAACCCUGAUGUCGGACGAGAUUUUCCACGACGUGGCGUACAAGGCUCGCAAACGCGAGCACCUGGUGACCGCGCUGGACGAGUUCCUGGACGCCGUCACCGUCCUGCCCCCGGGCGAGUGGGACCCCACGAUUCGCAUUGAGCCGCCGGCGGCCAUCCCGCAGAGCACCCGUCGAAACCCCCCUGGCGGCGGCGGCAACCCUGGCGAGGGCGAGUCCAUCGAGGAGGAGGAGGACGAGCAGAAGCAGCGCGAGGAAGCGGGGCUGUCGCGCACCGGCCGCAUCUGGGGCGGCCUCAUGAACGACAUCAAACGAAAAGCGCCCUGGUACUGGUCCGACUUUAAGGACGCUGUAGCAGUUCAAUGUAUCGCCUCGUGGGUUUUCUUGUAUUUCGCGUGUCUCUCGCCCAUCAUCACCUUCGGCGGUUUGCUCGGACAGGCCACGGGCAACAACAUGGCAGCUAUGGAGUCCCUGGUGUCUGGCUUUGUGUGCGGCCUUGGUUACGGAUUUUUCUCCGGACAGCCACUCACCAUUCUCGGUUCGACGGGUCCUGUUUUAGUAUUUGAAACCAUCAUGUACGAUUUUUGCCAAUCCGUUGGUUGGGACUACAUGUGCUUCCGAUUUUGGACCGGUAUAUGGGUUGGUGUGAUCCUCAUUAUCCUGGUGGCCAUCGACGCGAGCGCCUUGGUCUGCUACAUCACCAGGUUUACGGAGGAGAACUUUGCUUGUCUGAUCGCAUUUAUUUUCAUCUAUAAGGCUAUUGAAAACGUUCUGAAGAUUGGCGACGAGUUUCCUGUAAAUCCAACGUCAGACAUAGGCGCCUACCUGCUGCCCAACAACUGUUCUUGCGUCCCAGGAAACUCGACGGUCAUGACAGAUUGGAGCGCAGCCAACUGGAGCUCUUUGGACAAAUCAGAGUGUCUUUUGAAGAACGGCACCCUCGAAGGCCCUGGUUGUUUUGCCACCGAGUAUGUGCCGGACGUGUUCCUCAUGUCCGUCAUUCUCUUCCUGGGUACCUUCCUUCUUUCUGUCAUCUUGAAGGACUUCAAGAACGCCCUCUUCUUCCCUUCAGCCGUUCGGCAAUUUAUCAGCGAUUUCGGCGUCUUCAUUGCCAUCUUCUCGAUGACAUUCUUGGACGGCUACAUGAAAAUCGCCACCCCCAAACUGAUGGUCCCAUCGGAGUUCAAACCAACUCUGCCCAACAGAGGGUGGCUAAUUGCUCCCUUCCUCAACCCUUUCUACACUAUCUUCCUGGCUAUUUUGCCAGCUUUGUUGGCCACCAUAUUAAUUUUCAUGGAUCAGCAAAUUACCGCUGUCAUCGUCAAUAGGAAGGAAAAUAAGCUGAAGAAAGGAGGUGGUUACCAUCUGGAUCUGUUCAUCCUUGCCGUUUUGAUCAUGAUUUGCUCUGUGAUGGGUCUCCCUUGGUUUGUGGCCGCCACAGUGCUGUCAAUCAACCACGUCAAUUCCCUCAAACUGGAAUCUGAAUGCGCUGCACCAGGAGAAAAACCGCAGUUCCUUGGAGUCAGGGAGCAACGUGUGACCCACAUCUUGAUUUUUGCAACCAUCGGUCUUUCGGUGGCGCUGACACCGAUGCUGCAAAUCAUCCCCAUGCCCGUUUUGUACGGCGUCUUCCUCUACAUGGGCUCGGCUUCGCUGAAGGGUCUACAGUUCUUUGACCGCAUCCUCAUCAUGUUCAUGCCUCUCAAGUACCAGCCCGACUACAUGUUCCUGCGGCAGGUGCCCCUCAAGCGAGUGCACUUGUUCACCGCCAUCCAACUCACCUGUCUCAUCGCCCUCUGGGUCAUCAAGUCCUUCAAGAAGACCUCAAUUUUGUUCCCUCUUAUGUUGGUUGUGAUGAUCUUUAUCAGGAAGUUGCUCGACUUUGUCUUCACGCAGCGUGAGCUGAAAAUCCUGGAUGAUGUGAUGCCAGAGACGCACAGGCGAUCUGCUGCUGAGAAGAAUAAUGAUGAUGACGAAGAUACAGAGUCAGGCGAUGUGGGAGGUGGAAAGCAGCUACCAAUCGGCCCUUCAGGCAAUCUGCAGAUCCCAUUGGCAAACGGCAACAUUAUGAAAAUCCCCCUCACGUCCAUCAACAUUUCCGAAGAGGUGAACAAGAGUGGCGUUUGGAAACAAGUCAAUGAAGACAAUGGAAUCGUUGUUGCUAAAGAAGAGAAGAAAAAGAGCACGUCGCCCACCAAAAGCAGCAGUAAACCUCGCAAGCGGGGCAGCAAAAAGGAUGCUUUGAGUGAGGACGAGCGCCACCGUCUGUCCACAAUGACAGAAGAGCAGGAGGAGGACGACGGAGGCAUCACCAUCAAGAAAACCCCCAAGCACGAGGCGGUCAGCGGCGAAAAGAAUACGAACAACACAAAGGCUGUCGCUCCGCAAGCUUCAAUGGAGGACGACGACGAGGAGGAGGAGGAAGAGGAAGACCCUUCCAGCGUAACCCCGUCCACGCCAAUGUUGCAGAAACCCUCAAAGCAGCAGCAGGAAGGUACUCAGGAGCAAAGCAAUGGCCUUCAGCAGCAGUCGUAACGGUGCCUCAUCACUAGUCACCCAAAUACCUUCCACCACACCACUCAAAUCAUUCCUAGCCCUAGAUCGACACUUCAAGAAAUUCGCGCAUAAGUGACCCCAACCAGGCAGUGAACGGGAAGAGCAAAAACGGUGCCGAGACGUCCGUCUAGAGUUCCAGCGCCGAAAUCAAAACUUCUAGAAGAAAGCAUUUCAGCCAAAGUCUGCAAACCUUGAUUUUUGACUCUGUUAUAGGUGCAGAAAAAUCUUAUUCAGUUUUCACAUCUCUUUCGUCUCUGCCGCUUUUCGAUAUUAUUUUUACAAACGACUUCCAUGUGCAAAAUUCUGUUUAAAAACUGAGACUUUUAUAAAAUUUGACCGGAUUUCGGAAUCAAUGAGGGGAGCGCCUGUUGUAAUUAUUUUGAGGUGUAAAUUUUUUAUCUUUUUGUUAAUUAACUGAACCGUUGAUGUGCUCACUGUGCUCCGUAGAAGAUAUAGUUUUAAAUCGUAAAAGACAUUAUUCAUACUAAUUAAUUACUCAUACAACUUGCGCAGAGUCAAUUUUAGAGCGGGAUUCAUUGAAAGGCAGUUUUUUUUUCGUUCACUGACUCUCACACAUAUCUGCUGCUCAGAUUUAGCAAUUAUUUCGAGGCAGCGUAUGAAAAUUUGUCAAAUAUUUUUCAUUUUUGGUGCAUAUUUUUCUGGAAACCCCUUCUUGGCGGCAGCUUCUUGCUUUUAUUCCAUAUGAGAGUAGGUAGAGUUCACAGAGCGGAAUUACUCAAAAGGGGCCACUUCCAUUCUCGCAAAAGUCUAAAGAAAGCAAAACAAAGCAGUAUUUUUUAAAAAUAGGAAUAUUAAUGCGCGGAAGUUUAUCGAAGGCCAUCGUCAACCAAUUUUGAAAUCAGCGAAACUGAAACACUACUAAAAUGAAAGAGACAAAUACCGUUGAAUAAUAUAUUUUAUCACUCACGUGUUUUAAGCAAGAAAGGAUGAUAAUUAAUAAUUGUAAUUAUGCGAAUAAUUGCUUUAGUGUUUAGCGAGCUAAUAUUUGGUGGAAUUUCACCUCUUCGAAAAAAAAAAGCUAAAAUACCGCGGUAGAAUUUCACUGAAAAUGGGCUUUUGUGUUUAGUUAGCCGACGAUGAUAAUUUUUUGAAUGGUUGGACAUUUUUGCGUGCGAGAUCCGCCGUCUUAGCGAAAUUUUUACCUCUAGCUCGUUGGAAAAAGUAAACGAUUUUUGUCAUUAUUCAUCAUGUGUCUUUAGAAUUCCAAUUUAAGCGGCUGUGUGUUUGAUGCAGUUUGGUGCAUUUUAUUAUGUUUUACUCUUUGCUACUUCUUUGAUUGAGAGGAAACUUAAUUUUAACCUGUUUCAUAUAUUUGUUGUCGAUUUUAACAUAUUAUUUUGUUGACACAUCACAACCGAAUAUUGUAUCAUGUGUACUUUUUAAAACAAAACCAUGUAUUUUGUCGUCCAGCAGUGGCGGUUUUUCGCCUCUGUCUUAAUUAAUUUUCCUUUGAAGAUAUUUGGGUGCCAGGGUUAUUGAGGAAUUUGAAACUUUGUGCCAAAAGCAAGCUGAUUUUUAAACGAAAUUUUGGUACUGAAAAAGAAAUUAAUAAAAAAAAAGCCCACGUCAAAUAGAGCAAAACAAUACGUGUGUAAUAAUUGUGCCUAAAUAUUUUAAAAAGUAUUAGAUCGAGGUUGAGGGAAAAGGUGUGUUACUCGCUUGUACCCGCAUUUCACUCACACACGAAUGCAUUAUACAUGAAAAAAAAAACGAAUUACAGUGGUAAACGAACGAAACCAUUAAGACGAAAAUCAAAAUUGCUCAGUGUCGUGAGGAUCUGAAUUUUGUCAAAAUUCAUUCUCGAUUGUGAAGUGUAAAUUAAAAAUGAAAUACAACACUGAUUUACGAUGUGAAAAACAAACAAAAGUACUGAAUGAUUGUAAAACUGAGUGUUUUCUUGCAUUACGUCUUUUAUGGUCCGACAAAAAUUAGGCUGUAGAUAAAAAAAAAAGUACUGCAUGCGUGGAUCGAGAAAAUGAGUUCGUUGUUAGUAAUUUUUCCGGUUAAACGAAAACUAAGAGAAGAAGCUUGGGUGCGUGUUUAAUUAGAAAAAAUGCGUAGAAGAACGGAAUUAAUGGUUUACUAUAAAUUCUGUGUGACGUGAAAGAUGUCAAUUCUUAUUACGGGGGUCAGUUGAGAGUAACCAGAGCCGUUUCGGCAAUUCAGCAUUCAGAAAAAAAUAACCAAGGUGAAUUUAAAAAAAAAACUUAAGACCAUGCAAUGUUUAAAUAAUAAAAUGAUGAUGAUGAUGUGUAAUCAC